UCCUUAUUUCCUCUGAGACGCUGAAGACUGAUGAACUAUUGAACAGGAGCCGUUCAGAGAUGUUUGCGCUCCUGUUCGUCUGUGGAAUGCUUUUCGCUCAAGCUCGGGGUUGGUCUGAGCCGCGGAUCAGACUGAACUCUGGAGCUCCGGUCGAUACGGACAUGAUUCUUGACUCUGGUUCUCUUCUUCAUCUGAUCUGUGAAGGUGACGGCCCGGUUACAUGGCUUCCCCGACUGGCCAAACACAAGCGUUUAAUCUCCAAGGAGGUUGGAAACGUCCGGAGUUUCCGUGUGGAAAAAGCCACGGUGGAAUUUACAGGAACAUACAAGUGCGUCUAUAUGAACAGAAAUGAUUCAAACGAGUCAUCUUCGGUUCAUGUGUUUGUUAGAGAUCCCCGAAUUCUCUUCGUCUCGCCGAGUACGUCUCUGCGUUAUGUGCGGAAAGAAGGUGAAAAUCUGACGCUCCCGUGUCUUCUGACCGACCCCGACGCCACGGACUUCACCUUCCGCAUGGAUAACGGCUCAGCGGUGCCCUACGGAAUGAACGUGACCUUUGACCCCAAAAAGGGUGUCCUGAUUCGCAACGUUCAGCCUGGAUUUAACGCCGACUACGUUUGCAGCGCUAGAAUCAGAGGGGUUGAGAAAGUGUCGAAGAUAUUCUCGAUAAACGUCAUUCAACGAUUACGUUUCCCACCGUAUGUGUUUCUGAAGAGAAGCGAGCAUGUCAAACUGGUGGGAGAGAGAUUUCAGAUCAGCUGCACCACAAACAACCCCAACUUUUACUACAACGUCACAUGGACGCACUCCUCUACAACGCUGCCCCGAGCAGAAGAGAAAUCGACGAUGGAAGGGGACCGUUUGGCCAUCGAGAGCAUCCUGAUCAUACCGGCUGUUCAGCUGUCUGAUUCGGGUAACAUCACCUGUACGGGUCAGAACGAGGCCGGAGCAAACAGCUCCACCACACAACUGAUGGUCGUGGACGAGCCGUACAUUCGACUCUCCCCGAUGCUCUCGUCUAAACUCACUCACCGCGGUCUGUCCAUCGAGGUGAGCGAAGGCGAAGAUGUGGAUCUCAGGGUUUUGAUCGAAGCGUAUCCACCGCUGAUCUCACACCAGUGGGUGACUCCAACAUCCCACAAUGCCUCGCUCCCAGAGAACAGGUUUUACAACUAUAACGACAGGUACGAGGCGCUGUUGUUCCUCAAGAGACUGAACUUCCAGGAAACCGGCCACUACACACUCUACGUCAGGAGCAGCAUGAAAAAUGCCUCCAUUUCUUUUGAUAUUAAAAUGUACACGAAACCUGUAGCGACGGUGAGAUGGGAGAACGUCACCACUCUGUCAUGCAGGUCUUACGGAUAUCCGGCUCCCAGCAUCCUCUGGUACCAGUGCACAGGAAUCAGAACCACCUGUCCAGAAAACUCCACGGGUCUUCAGCCCAUCCAGACGCAGACGCUGGCGUUUCAUAAGGAUCCGUACGGGUCGGUGGGUGUGGAGAGCGUCCUGACCGUGGGACCGUCCAACCAGAGGAUGACCGUGGUGUGCGUGGCCUUCAAUCUGGUGGGACAAGGCAGCGACACCUUCGCCAUGGACGUCUCUGAUCAGCUCUUCACCAGCGCUAUGUGUGGAUCUAUAGUCGCGAUGGUGGUUCUAGCGCUGCUGCUCAUCUUCAUGAUCUACAAGUACAAACAGAAACCCAGAUAUGAGAUCCGCUGGAAAAUCAUUGAAGCCACAAAUGGAAACAACUACACCUUCAUUGACCCAACACAACUGCCAUACAAUGAGAAAUGGGAGUUUCCUCGAGACAAACUAAAGCUCGGAAAGACUCUAGGAGCAGGAGCCUUUGGGAAGGUGGUGGAGGCCACAGCCUACGGCCUGGGCAAAGAGGACCACGUCACUCGUGUAGCUGUCAAAAUGCUGAAAGCCAGCGCUCAUCCAGACGAGCGAGAGGCUCUGAUGUCCGAGCUGAAGAUCCUCAGUCAUCUCGGGCAGCACAAGAACAUCGUGAACCUGCUGGGCGCCUGUACACACAGCGGUCCUGUGCUGGUGAUCACAGAAUACUGUUGUCAUGGUGAUCUUCUGAACUUCCUGCGUAGCAAAGCUGAGAACUUUUUGAACUUCGUCAUUACGAUUCCCAAUCCGGCGAUGGAUUAUAAGAACGUCAACACUGAACGAAUGUUUCUCAGAAGUGACAGUGGGAUUUCCAGUACUUGCUCUGAUAAUUAUCUGGCCAUGAGACCAGCCUCAUCCAGACCUACAAACUCAGCUCAGAGUUCUUCUUUGGACUGUGAGCAGGCUGAGGAUUCGUGGCCGCUGGACAUGGACGACUUACUCAGAUUCUCCUAUCAGGUGGCACAGGGACUCGACUUCCUCGCCGCUAAAAAUUGCAUCCACAGAGACGUGGCGGCCAGAAACGUCCUCCUCACCAACAGCCGAGUGGCCAAGAUCUGUGAUUUCGGUCUGGCGCGAGACAUCAUGAAUGACUCCAACUAUGUAGUCAAAGGAAACGCGCGUCUUCCAGUGAAGUGGAUGGCUCCAGAGAGUAUUUUCGACUGUGUUUAUACGGUUCAGAGUGACGUCUGGUCUUAUGGGAUCCUGCUGUGGGAGAUUUUCUCAUUGGGUAAGAGCCCGUAUCCCAACAUACUGGUGGACUCCAAGUUUUAUAAAAUGAUCAAAUGUGGCUAUCAGAUGUCCAGACCUGACUUUGCACCUCCGGAGAUGUACACCAUCAUGAAGAUGUGCUGGAACCUGGAAGCCGCUGAGAGACCAACAUUCAGUAAGAUCAGUCAGCUGAUCGAGAGGAUGCUGGGAGACACAGAAGAUCAACAGGAGACACAGUACCAAAAUGUCCAGUCCAAUGCACAUGAUGACCAACAACUAGAGUCAUGUGACCCUGUGAAGCAUGAAGAGGAGUCAUUUGAGACGUCAUGUGACCAGGAAGAAGAGGAUCAGCCGCUCAUGAAACCCAACAACUACCAGUUCUGCUGAGGGCUUAACUAAGCAUCUAACUAACUAAAGCGGGAUCUUCUGUCUUAACAACAACAGCAGUCGCACAAUCCGUCCACAAAUGCAUGCAUGUGAACAGAGAUGUGACCUGUCAUCAGACACACUCGGUGUGUGAUUUUACACGCUCUGCCUUUGUACUGUAGCUCUGCUUGCUUGAAAUCUCGUAAACAGUCUUGAACUCGUCUGCAGAGUUGAAGCGUGUUUAAUCCAACCGGUUUCACUUCUCAGCAAAGUCCAAAACCUCCAAACCUCGGAUUUGUUUGUCGUCCGAUGUGCCUUUUUGGUAAACGUGCGUCUUUAUUUGUUACGGGACUUCUCUGUUGCCAAGGUUGGAAAGCAGCUUGUUCAGCGUUUUUAAUGCAGCUGCUGCAUGUUCCACUUCCACUUUAUACUUGAUCUAAAUCAUUCAGUCAUGUUUCUUCCUUUAAAAUCACUGAAAAUGACCACAGACUCACAAAACUCUUUUUGUGCAGCUAAAAUAACUAGAAGCGAAUGACACCGGUAGCCUCGCCUAUUCAAGAUACAAAUGGCCACAUUCUUACGUUAAAAAUAAAGUGUAUACAGCAUAUACAGCCUACUUUUUUUUUUUAAAUUGUCAGUGCAACAGUAUGCUAUAACAGCACAUUUGGCUAUUACAGUUUUUUUUUUUUUUUGCAUUAAAAUUUUGCUUUUUUUUUUGGUAUUUUAAUUUUUUUUUUUUAAUUAAUAUUGUUAUUAUUAUUGCAUUUAAUUUUUUUCCAUUUUAAUUCAUUUCGCAUUAGAAUUUAGCAUUUCAUUUCUUUUUUCCAUUUUAAUUUAUUCUGCAUGCAUUUUGCAAAUUAUUUUGAACUCACCUGUAACCGUCAUGCCAACACAGGUUGAGUUUCACACGGCUGAAGGUAAUCAGUGCAGGUCAGAGGACGGAUAUGAAAUCUUUCUGUCCCCUGCUCUAGUUCUUAGUCAAUCUUUGUAGGCAAACACAGUAUUUUAUUGCUUCCCGCAGUGAUUACUGUCAUUUGGAGUGAUAGUGUGAGGUCAGCGCAGGUUUGGAGGACAGAUUCAUGUCUCCAACGGGUGAAAUAUUGACAUGCUGUUGGUGCAAUAAUGUUUCGGCAGAUCAUUGUCUUAUUUCAGAUAACUGAGGGUCAAAGGUUAAAUGCGUUCUCAUUUACCACUGAAGCCUUAGGAAUAGUGAGGAAAACAAUGACUGACGGUGCAGAAACCAUUUCAGGAAGAGAAACUAACCAUUUGCUUUUCCUUUAAUGUGAAAUGAAAGGUAGACAGUUUCAUUGCAUUUUCAUAUGCAUAUGUACACUCGAUUAUUUUGAUGUGCAGGAAAUGUUUAGAUAGCAGAAAUAAUGUAAGCUGAAUGUCACAUUUUAUUUUCAAACAAGAGUAAAACUCUCAGACAGGAACAUCUGUUGUUUUUUUUCUGUAGUUUCUUAACUGUUUAACUUAACCGUCAAAUGAAGCAUCAGAACUGCCAGAGUAACUUAAAUUAAACUUUAGGUUGCUCAGAGUAACUUAAUGUGUGAUUAAGUAGUCAAUGAAGCAGUAUACGCCAUACCUUAGAACAUUCAGCAAUUUGAUUUAAUUUUAAUUUCAUUUUCAAACGUUUAAUUUGGUUGCAAUUUAAUUUUGCAAUUUAGUUUCACAUUUUUCAAAACUUACUUUAGUUGCAAUUUGAUUUGACAUUUUGCAUUUUUAUUUCAUUUUCAAACGUUUAAUUUGGUUGCAAUUUAAUUUCACAUUUUGCAUUUUAAUUUCACUUUUAAAACGUUUAAUUUGGUGGCAAUUUAAUUUUGCAAUUUAAUUUCACAUUUUUCAAAACUUUAGUUGCAAUUUGAUUUAGCAAUUUGACAUUUUGCUUUUUAAUUUCAUUUUCUAACUUUUACUUUAGUUGCAAUUUAAUUUCACAUUUUGCUUUUGCAUUUUAAUUUCAUUUUCACACAUUUACUUUAAUUCAACUCUCAAACAGAAAAAAAAUCUAUGUCAUUUUUUCUGUAGUUUAUUAACAGUUUGAAAUUGGUGAAUCUUUGACAAAACAGUCUGGACUGAACUCUCAAAUAAAGCAUCAGACACACUGCCAUUGUAACGUUAGGUUGCUUAAAAUGUGAUUAACCUGAUGUUUUCCUUCUCAAAGCACAAACUGCCAUGUGUAUAUGUUUAUAUUACAUCCUUAUAUCAUUAUUCUUAUGUAACAAUGUUUUAUGGUUUGAAGUUCAAUUAUGUGAGAUUUGAUCAUUAUAAUGACGUCUUUUCUCAGUGUUUAUCUGUGUGUUAAUAGUUCCCAUGAGUCUUAUCGUAAUGAGUUUUGCACCUUUGAUAUCUACACAUCUGUAUAUUUUAGUUUUACUACAGAACUUGCUACUGAAAGCUACUAAUAAACCAUGGAAAUGUCA
Molecule: messenger RNA, 5386 nt
Organism: Onychostoma macrolepis
Lineage: Eukaryota; Metazoa; Chordata; Actinopteri; Cypriniformes; Cyprinidae
Gene: csf1ra
Product: colony stimulating factor 1 receptor, a
Exons: 21
Coding region: 60-2987 (975 amino acids)
Biological process (GO): positive regulation of kinase activity; cell surface receptor protein tyrosine kinase signaling pathway; multicellular organism development
Cellular component (GO): signaling receptor complex; CSF1-CSF1R complex
Molecular function (GO): macrophage colony-stimulating factor receptor activity; cytokine binding; ATP binding
Source: RefSeq, a predicted model, not a curated record